AUGCGUCUCCGGCGCUCUCGUUUGACGCUCUACUGGCUCAAGGACAAGGAAUGGUUUCUCGGUGAAGACCAGUGUGUACGGCCACCCUCUGGGUGGCGGUCACUUCUAGGCACUGCCACGGAAGGCACACUGUCCUUGGCGUCGGAGCAUCUGUUCUUUGAUGACGGCGGCCCAAACGUCGUUAUUUUCCCACUGUCAAGAGUGGCGAAUGCCGCCGUGCAUCGCUGCGAUGAGCACAUUUCCGUAACGUUCACGUGUAAGAACGCGCUGCAGCGCGAGGUGCUCACGCCGCCAACCGGCAACCACUCGGUUCCUGGCAUCUGCAGGCCACACCCGAACAAAGAGACGUGGGUGUUUCACUUUCCACGCACGUCUGAGUGGGUCGCGGAGUCCCUCCGCAGCCUCUUCACUCGACAUCGCAUCGAGGAUAUCCUGUCACGCCGCGAGGUUGCUUUGCAGAGUGCUUCCUCCGUUGUCAGCUUCUGUGCGCGGCGUCAGGUGCCGAUGCGUGAGCAGAGAGGCGUUCUCUACAUCGGCGGUGCCGACCUUGUCUUCGAGCCGCUCUUCCCUUUGCCGGCGCACGGGGUAGUACGGCUGGACCGUCGCCAGUGCCGGCACACCUUUGCACGGUGGAUCAUCUUUGAGGCUGUGGGGCUCGAUGUGUACACGUCCGAGUCAACUGCGGCGACUCCUGCUCUGUCGCUUAUCUUCAACAACUCUCGCGAAAGGAAUGAGGCUGCGCACCUGCUUGCCGAGCGCCUCGGCGUUCCACCCUACCGUGUGUCCAUCCAGGCUAUUUCGGAAGCGUGGAGGAACCAUACGAUGCCCAACUACGAGUACCUCCUGCACCUAAACAAGUGGGCGUCGCGGUGCGCAAACGACGUCUUUCAGUACCCCAUCUUUCCUUGGGUACUCGCCGACUACACUUCGUCUGAGCUGGACAUUUCUCAGCCGUCGACCUUCCGCGACUUGAGCAAGCCGAUCGGUGCCCUCUCCCCGUCGCGGCUGGCCCUCCUCCAGGAGCGGGCUGACUUCUUGCGAGAGACGGAGGAGCCGGCAUACUUGUACUCCACGCACUACUCCUCCGCUGCUAUCGUCGCCUACUACCUGGUGCGCCCUCAGCCUGAGUUUCAGCUGAGUCUUCAGGGCGGUACGCUCGAUGUGCCGGAACGCAUCAUGGAGUCCAUUCCGCAGCUUUGGAACAGCGUCACGACAAACUCGAGCAACUUCCGCGAGCUCAUUCCGCAGUUCUUCAACAAAGGCUUCGUGGAACUGUGCGGGCCCCCUCUCCUUCCUCUCGGUUUCCAUGCGGACGGGUCUCCAGUGGCCGCGCAUGUUAAGCUGCCUCCGUGGGCGGCUAGCAGCGAGGACUUUGUACGUCAACAUCGAGCAGCCCUCGAGAGCGAUGUCGUCUCCGCGUCUCUCCACUUAUGGAUCGACCUCGUCUUCGGCAUUGCGCAGACUGGCGAGCAGGCGCGUGCGGCGGAUAAUCUAUUUCACCCCUUCUCGUACCCGCAGUGUGGCAGACAGUUGAGCGUGCCUGGACUAUACCUCUCAUCCCGGGAGUACGCGAGAGAGUUCGGAAACGUGCCGAUUCAACUCUUCGCUGACCUGCAUCCGCCACGCUCGAGGCUUGUGCACACCCUUGUGUGCACGGCAGAAGCCUUAGAAGCGUGCGGAUGCGCGACCAAAUCUGCCAAUCAGCAGUGCCUAUUGCACAUGAUGGAGGAGCUGCAGUUCAUUGAGGACGCGACGGACACGGUCGUCGCGUCGGCGGACGCAGACGACGAAGGCACGCAUGGUUUGCCCACGCACGCAGCAGAUCUCACCGUCAUUUCUACCACCUCGCUGUCUUGCCGCUCAGCUCGUUUCGUCACACUUGGCCACAGUCAAGCCGAUCCCGCCACCUCACCGACGGCCGUCCUGCUUGUCGUUGCCAGUGAUCAGCGUACGGCGACGCUAUUCGACGUCGCGACGGGCAAGCGCAUUCGCUCCUUCCCCGACUUUGAUGGCCUCAUCACCGCCACCGCUUUUCACGACGGCCACAUGUUUGUUUUCACAGAGAGCACCAGUUGUUACGUUCUGUCGCUCACCUCGAACGCCGUGGCGCACUUCACCGCUGAGGUGAUGCCUGCACCUGUCCUCCACGCUUGCUUCGCAUCACAGUUGGUCGUUCUUGCGGACUCCAACGCACAACUUUCGGGCUGGGCACUGCAGCGCGGCACCUCGCCGCUACUCUUUGAGUCGCCACUUUCAUUUACGUGCGAGGCCUCCUCGCGGGUCGCGUGCAUCGGCUCCUCUGCGGAUGGCGACACCGUUGUCGCCGCCACCGAACAGUUGGAAGUCUUUGUUUGUCGCGGAGGCACGUGUUACGAGUGCAUGCUUCAACAGGCGCCGGCUUCAUCAACGGUGCUGCACAUCAUGCCGGCAGAUCGGCUCACCCGCUUCUGGGUGUUCUUUCUCGAGGAGGCCGCUCUCUAUGACCUUGGAGGUCUUCCGCUGCGGCGUAUUGUCACCACUGCCGCGUCUAUUGUGACGUGCCCUCGGCUGGGCUACCAGCUCUACCCGCUCUGCGUCAACAUGGACAACGGGGCACUUGAGGUGUUCCAGCUGCUGCACACUGGAGAGCGCGCCGUAUCGCUGCGGUGCAGCUGGCUGCGGUCUCUGCAGCUUUCGUCCGCCGGCAACCUCGUCGCCUUCGUAGGCACCGCCCUUGUCAAUUGCGAGCCGUCACUCGUCCUUACGAUGGCCGCACUGGCGGCUCAGCCGACAGGGUGA
Leishmania mexicana MHOM/GT/2001/U1103 is the source of this 2778-nucleotide messenger RNA. Its product is annotated as neutral sphingomyelinase activation associated factor-like protein. NCBI's taxonomy places the organism in Eukaryota, Euglenozoa, Kinetoplastea, Trypanosomatida, Trypanosomatidae. The transcript has a single exon. The record is from RefSeq and is a predicted model, not a curated record. Gene Ontology annotation, molecular function: protein binding. The coding region runs from base 1 to 2778 and encodes 925 amino acids.